Molecule: messenger RNA, 1443 nt
Organism: Exophiala oligosperma
Lineage: Eukaryota; Fungi; Ascomycota; Eurotiomycetes; Chaetothyriales; Herpotrichiellaceae
Exons: 2
Coding region: 116-685 (189 amino acids)
Source: RefSeq, a predicted model, not a curated record
AAUUCGCCCAUCCUUCUUUGAAUGCCCGCAACCAUUAUGUGACUUCACAUCUAGAAGGGGAAUCCUGGGUUCGCCGUACCUGGUCACUCAACGGUCUAUUAAAGACAUCGCUUUGAUGAUACAAGGUCUAGUGGACGAACGAGACGGGACGAAGACUUUCUGGAAUCCUGUGCUGGAGUUCAAUAUGAAAGAACAACCCAUCGCGACGCUCGCCAAGGGGAUCCGGUUAGCAUACAACCCUUCCGAAGUAUACACAGAGCGCUCCCGACACCUCUUGGCCCAUAUUGCGCUCAUAAGCGGUGUGCCGACCCUCUUCGAAGAAGAUCCGACCCCACUGGCCGCAGAGCAAGCCACAAAGCUCGUGGAGGUGCUGAAGUCGGUCCAACAGGAGCUUCCAGAUGAGCCUUUGGUCACCCUGUCGGUUCUUCGAGCACAGGAGAGAGGUGGCUAUCAAUUCGCCGGGUUUCGCGACUUUGCAAAGACAUCCCUCGACAAAUACCACCUAGAAUACGCCUUUCGCCAUUGCGAUAAGUGUCGUUAUCAUGCCAGUCAUAACUGUGUGUUCAUUUGGGAAGGUCCGCGGCUUAUUGGCUUAUUUUGCGAGGACUGCCUCUCCCCCGGCAAUCCAAACGAUGACACGCUAAGAUGGAGAAGAGAAGGCAACGUGUGGACUCCUAAAGAAUAAUCCUUCGGCCGUCGCCGUUACUCGCUCCUCUGGAUACGCCUUUAAACGUUUAGUAUGUCGGCUCGACGGCGAAAAGGGAAGCAUAUUUGUCGAGAGAUAGGUAACCAGACUUCGAAUUUACUUUCCAACGCCAAAACGAUUUCCCCAAAAUAGUACCCUACUUCAGAGAUCAAAUAGCCAGUGCUUACGGCACAGUACCUCACACGCUCUCGCUCAUCCUAGAUUCACAACCACCAUCAUCUUCUUAUAUCCCUUCUUCCUGUCUUCGAACGAACUCUCCAAACCGUAUGCUCCGUCGCCGGUUUCGAUCCUUGUCCGCUUCCAGUGAUGCCGGAAUCCGAUCUUUGUCGAUAAUAUAACUCUCCGGAGUCCAGCAAGCUUUCCACUGGAUCAGGUAUAGGACCCUGGCCGGCACGGUGAUAGUGUUGGUACUAUCCUUCUCAGAGCCGGCAGCAAUCCGCUUGAUAGGAGUGCACAUACAACACUACGGAACAUUGAGACUACACCGGUUACUACGAGCAGAGCGAGAAGCCUGUCCGUCGACCAAUGGCAGAAAUGAUUCACGGACAGGACUACAGGCAUCUAAGACAGUGGGAUGCCGUGGUUGCGCGAACUUUAAAGAACGGACUUCGGGCAAAGGUCAACAUUUAUUGGCGGCAGAAUGGUUGCCAAAAACGUGGAAGCGAGUUGGCCGCACAGCGGUUUGGAUGGUGGCUGAGUUAAAAGCGAGAAAAGUAAGGGGCGGCAUCGAUUCUGCA